AUGUCUCAAUCAGGAGCGAAAGUUUCCGCCCAGGUCUCCGAGGAGUUCCAGAAGCUCAAGCGAAGCAACGACAAGAACCGACUCCUGAGAUACAUUGUCUUCAAGCUGUCCGACGACUACUCCGAGAUCCAGGUCGAGCACGCUGAGGCCGACGACGACUGGGACAGCUUCCGCGAGAGGCUCCUCUCCGCCACCUCCAAGAGCAAGACUGGUGCUGUUGGCAAGGGUCCCCGCUACGCUGUCUACGACUUUGGCUUCAAGUUUGACGGCCGAGACAUCAACAAGAUCAUUCUCGUCGCCUGGUCUCCCGAUGAUGCCGGUGUCCACCCCAAGAUGAUCUACGCCGCUUCUAAGGAGGCUCUCAAGCGAUCCCUGGAAGGCUACGCUUAUGAGAUCCAGGCCAACGACUCUGACGACCUCGAGUACGCUUCUGUCCUCAACGCCGUCCUGGCCAAGGUGAACGCAUAA
Trichoderma aggressivum f. europaeum is the source of this 468-nucleotide messenger RNA. RefSeq lists its product as uncharacterized. Gene Ontology annotation, molecular function: actin filament binding. The coding region runs from base 1 to 468 and encodes 155 amino acids. The record is from RefSeq and is a predicted model, not a curated record. Gene Ontology annotation, cellular component: actin cortical patch; cytoplasm; actin cytoskeleton. Gene Ontology annotation, biological process: actin filament depolymerization; actin filament severing. The transcript has 6 exons. Lineage: Eukaryota; Fungi; Ascomycota; Sordariomycetes; Hypocreales; Hypocreaceae.